CCUCCGACAGGCGCGGAGCUUCCGCUUGAAGUAUGCGCGUGAAAGGGGCGCGCGGUGGCCGCCGUGGUGCUACCGCCGCCGCCGCUGCUGACGGCUCCGACCAUGCAAUGGCGGUCGCUGGUCCUGGCGCUGGUGGCGCUGAAGCUGGCCGGGCACGCGCUCUUGUGGCUGGCGGGGCCCAGCCUGGGCUUCUACCACCAGCGCCUGCGGGGCCUCUCCUGCAUCCCGCCGGAGGGAGGCGGCGGCAGCAGCGGCGGAGCCGGAGCCUCCCCGCUCUCGGACGCGCGCUGCUUCGACGCCGGCUUGGUCGCCCCGCACUGGGCCUCCUUCUUGGGCAAGGCCUGGGGAGCCGGUAGCGGCGCCGCCUCCUCGUCGCCCCCCAGGAGGGUCGUCGGUGUUGGCGGCGGCGACGAGUACGAGCAGCGCUACAGCCGCGCCUUCCCUCCGCAGCUCCGCGCGCAGCUCCGCGACGCCGCCCGCGGCAUGUUCGCCUUCGGCUACGACAACUACAUGGCGCACGCUUUCCCCCAGGACGAGCUGAACCCCAUCGAGUGCAGCGGGAGGGGGCCCGACCGAGCCGACCCUUCAAAUCUGAAUAUCAAUGAUGUCCUGGGAAACUACUCGCUUACUCUGAUUGAUGCAUUGGAUACCCUAGCAGUAAUGGGAAAUUCUUCAGAGUUCCAGAAAGCAGUGAAACUAGUGAUAGACACAGUAUCAUUUGACACAGAUUCAACCGUCCAAGUUUUUGAAGCAACAAUUAGGGUUUUGGGAAGCCUGCUUUCAGCCCAUAUCAUCAUAACAGAUGCCAGACAGCCUUUUGGGGAUAUGACUAUCAAGGGCUAUGAUAAUGAGCUCUUGCAUAUGGCUCAUGACCUGGCUGUAAGACUGUUACCUGCUUUUGAGAACACCAAAACAGGAAUUCCAUAUCCUCGGGUAAACUUAAGAACAGGAGUUCCUUCUGGCAGCAACAAUGAGACCUGCACUGCAGGAGCUGGAUCCUUAUUGGUGGAAUUUGGAAUUCUUAGCAGGCUUCUGGGCGAUUCCACUUUUGAAUGGGUUGCCCGCCGAGCUGUGAAAGCACUCUGGAGUCUAAGGAGCAAUGACACUGGACUAUUAGGCAAUGUUGUGAAUAUUCAAACUGGCCACUGGGUUGGAAAGCAGAGUGGUUUGGGAGCAGGAUUAGAUUCCUUCUAUGAAUAUCUUUUGAAAUCUUACAUCCUCUUUGGAGAAAAAGAAGAUCUAGAGAUGUUCAAUGAUGCUUAUCAGAGUAUUCAGAACUACUUAAGGCGAGGGAGAGAAGCCUGUAACGAAGGUGAAGGGGACCCACCACUUUAUGUUAAUGUAAAUAUGUUCAGUGGGCAGUUGAUGAACACAUGGAUUGAUUCUCUUCAAGCUUUUUUCCCUGGGCUUCAGGUUUUAAUAGGUGAUGUAGAAGAUGCUAUUUGCCUCCAUGCAUUUUAUUAUGCCAUAUGGAAACGAUAUGGAGCUCUUCCAGAGAGGUACAACUGGCAGUUACAGGCACCUGAUGUCCUCUUUUAUCCCCUAAGGCCAGAGUUAGUAGAAUCUACAUAUCUUCUUUAUCAGGCAACAAAGAAUCCCUUUUAUCUCCAUGUAGGCAUGGAUAUUCUUCAGAGUCUGGAGAAGCACACAAAAGCAAAAUGUGGCUAUGCUACUCUGCACCAUGUUAUAGAGAAGUCCAAAGAAGAUCGGAUGGAAAGCUUUUUUCUCAGUGAAACAUGUAAAUAUUUGUAUUUGCUUUUUGAUGAAGAAAACCCAGUGCACAAAUCGGGCAAUAGAUAUAUGUUUACUACAGAGGGGCAUAUAGUAUCGCUGGAUAAGCGUCUUCGUGUUUCACUGUGGCAAGAUACUUUCCCUGAAGAACAGAAGAAGACUGAAAAGCUAAAGCCAAAUGAACUUAGAGCAAUCAACUCUACUUCUAAUUGCAACAGAGUACCAGAUGAGAGGAGAUACUUGCUGCCUUUGAAGAGUAUUUACAUGAGACAGAUUGAUCAGAUGGUGGGCUUGAUCUGAACAUCUCUUCAUAUGGAGUAAUCCUUAAGGCGCAAGGCAGCAUCUUGUUCUGAAGAUGAGUCUCUUGAGCCACAUAGCUUAUAGCAGGUGCAGGCAUUUAAAUAGCCACUCACUGUAAUGAAGGAUUCAGUUUAAAGAUGGAAAGAGGAUCCCGUGCUAAACUCCAGUUGUUAUCACUGAAAUACAGUCGGAUGUGGCAUAUUUUGCCUAAUGUAAGCUAAGUUAUCGCAUGUGAAACUUUGAAGCUUGUAUUUCUGAAAAAUAUGUGAUAGACUAAGGUGACCUUUUAAAAGGAUUGCAAGUAUCUUGUAUCAGAAAUACUGUUUUGCCACAUCUCUUAAUUGCAUUCUAAAUAAGAAUGUUGGAGAGAACCUAUAUAUAUUUCUUAUAAAAAGGGGGGGGGGGUUGGAAAAAAAGGGAAUGUGCAAUUUCUCUCACCAAGCUUAAUUAUUAGAUUAUUUAACUAGCAAUAAACAAUAUUAAUUAUUGCUCAGGUAGGAAAAAAUCCAUAGGUUCUGGUUUACUCGGUGUCUUGCUGGAAAUGUCCUAAUUGAAAUGCAGUUUGUUGUAAUAUCAGCCAAGAUAUUGCAUCACUGUGUUUAGGACUAACAUCUAGGCUGAUGUUGAAAACAGUGUUCUUAAUUAGAAUUGCACAUUCAAGGGUGUAUGGAGUUUACUAGUUUCUGAAACCAGUAAUUUUUAAAAGGUGCCUUCUAGUAGGUAUAAAUGCACAGAGCCACUCAUCUGAUACUUUGUAUUGCUGAUUUACCAACAUUCACAACAUUAUUCUGUUUAUAUUCAUCUCCUGCUUUGUGCCUCUCUGGGAGAUCUUCCUGAAUCUAAGUAUUUACAUUCCUUGUAGUUGUAAUAUGUAAGCUUUUUGAGCUAGUGCCUUCUUAGCUGUUUUCAGAACAGAGGCAAGGGCUUGAGCUGUUCAUUUUCCAGAAAGAAAUAACCUUUUAAAAAUCAUUUAUAACUAUUGUGCUUUUACAAUAUAAAAGAUUAACAUCCCAAGUAGUGUUUGAGGGUUGUACACUCUCCUUUCACGUUUACUGUGAAUUGAGUAUUUACAGGUGAUUAUUGCCCCUUCUUGGGGCAUGUAUUUUACAUAUACAUAUAGCAGAAGAAGUAGAGAGAGAAGCUGAUCCUCAAAGAUGUUCUGGCCUUUGAUUCCCAUUUUAAUUCCUGUGACAAGAAUAUUCAUCAUUUUUGAAGCACCUUGGGGCAACCAAAAUGGAUAUAAUAUGAGGCCUUCCUUUGCUUCUGAUGAACAAAGCCUUUCUUCCACAUCCCAGUAAGGCUGGGAAGGUAGAAGAGAGUAUCUGCCUGCCUUCAGGAAUAUAAUUUAAACCCACUUGAGGAUUCUUACAGUAGAUUGAAAUCUGAUUAUUGAUCAGCAUUUUCCUCUUUGAAAAGCGCAAUACAUCUUGGAUCAAAUUUUACCAUGCAUUGUGUACAUACCAGUUUCACUACCUAACCUAAUCCAGUUCAUAAUAUAUGUUUGCUUUCACAAAACACAUUUCAAAUACUACAUAAUAUUUAUCAAAUAAAUAAUUAGGGCUUGCUUAAUCUCUUUGGCAAACAAAUGAAUCUCAGGGAUCUCAAAGUAGGCUUAUGUUUGCCUAGAAGAUUUUGUGUUUCACUGUACAGCCUUUCUUCCUAUUUUCUCAGUGUUGCUAUUUGUAAGAGAGAGCGAACAGUUCAGAAUCCUCUGGAAGAUUAAAAUCCUAUAAAAACCAUGAUACCUCUAUAGGUGAGACCAGAUCUUAAUGGCCUUUUUUUCCUCCAAAAUUAUGCCUAUGAUGUUUGACCUAGUAGCUGACUUUUCAGGUCAAGCAACACUUCCUGAGUUGCGAGGAGAGCGCAGGUGAAAAAAAUGAUUGGGCUUUUUGACCAGUUAUACAGGGCUGGCAUCAUCUACUAAUCCUGCAAAGGAGAGCAUGUUAACAGUUCACAAUUAGAACAUGUGCUUUAGGAGGGAAUGUGUGAAGCAAAAAAGCUGAAAACUUCAACAUUGGCUGGAAUCCAUAGAGCAGUUUAUGCAAAGUACUUUACUAGCACAGUGAAUUUUGCUAUUGUGCCCAGUUGGGCCCCACCCCAGUCAUGAACUGCUUUUGAAACUGAGUAUUUCCAAAGUUUUUGUUGUUGUUGAAAAAAGAUCCUGGCCAUAAGCUGUUGAUGUGAUGAGAAAUGCAAACUGAAACAAGUCAGUUUAUCACUGCUAUAAUCAUGUUGUCAACAAAGCAUGCUGUCACAAGGUAUGUAUGUGUCUGCAUAAUGGGGUCGACCGGGUGUGUAACUUUUUCGGCAUGUCCACAUUGGCGCUUAUGACUAUGUGUAGCCUCUUUGAUGCAAAUUGCACGUUUUGUAACUCAACUUAGGAAAGUUUGUGCCUACUAAAAUGUUGGGUGUCCAAAUGGUGACUUACAGUUUGGCUUAUUUUUCCAAGUAAUGCGUUUGCUUUUUUAAAAAAAACAACAACCAGGCUACUAGAGUUCUAAAGGCUUAAGGGCACUUACAAAACACUUGUACUUCUAGUCAAAAUAGUAUAGUUCUUUCCCAUGUGAUUCAGCCAGCAUUUUGAUUGGUUUUGGUAUGGAUAAAAUCUCAUAUUGAGAAGGUUGUAUCUGUCCUUAGUGACUGGUGUCCGAGGCCACUCAUAGAUGCUAAUAUGUGCUGUGAACACUCAAACAGAUACCUGAUAUUGACAUAGAUUGCACUAUCUAUGGGGAUAUGAAGGGACUAGAUCAAAUUUCCAAGUGAAAUAUUGAAAUUUGCAGUCUUUCAAUAUUUGAAGAUUACCAACACUGUCCUAUAAAAUACCUUUUAUUGUUACAAAAUGUGUCCAGUUUCUUCUGUUGCAAUAUUAGUGUUAAGACCAAGUCUUAAGCGUUGCUUGGAUAACUUGCCAAUUCAUAAAACCAAACUGAAUUUCUCACCAUAAUGUGCAAUAUGUGUUGUUUUUUUUCUAGCCUAAUACGGCACUGUUACAAAAUGUGUUUAAUAGGGUGAGGGCGUUACUGUUUAUAAAGGAUCAGAUGGUCUGGAAAAUGUAACGCAGAUUUUACAUUAUAAUUUGUAUUAAAUACUAUUUCUUAA
Messenger RNA from Podarcis raffonei (Aeolian wall lizard), 5130 nucleotides. RefSeq names its product ER degradation enhancing alpha-mannosidase like protein 1 (gene EDEM1). Gene Ontology annotation, molecular function: mannosyl-oligosaccharide 1,2-alpha-mannosidase activity; calcium ion binding. Gene Ontology annotation, biological process: mannose trimming involved in glycoprotein ERAD pathway; carbohydrate metabolic process; endoplasmic reticulum mannose trimming. The coding region runs from base 103 to 2031 and encodes 642 amino acids. Gene Ontology annotation, cellular component: membrane; endoplasmic reticulum. NCBI's taxonomy places the organism in Eukaryota, Metazoa, Chordata, Lepidosauria, Squamata, Lacertidae. The record is from RefSeq and is a predicted model, not a curated record. The transcript is spliced from 12 exons.